This is a messenger RNA of Solenopsis invicta (red fire ant), 1968 nucleotides long. RefSeq names its product odorant receptor 4-like. Lineage: Eukaryota; Metazoa; Arthropoda; Insecta; Hymenoptera; Formicidae. Gene Ontology annotation, molecular function: olfactory receptor activity; odorant binding. Gene Ontology annotation, cellular component: plasma membrane. The record is from RefSeq and is a predicted model, not a curated record. The coding region runs from base 699 to 1757 and encodes 352 amino acids. Gene Ontology annotation, biological process: sensory perception of smell; detection of chemical stimulus involved in sensory perception of smell. The transcript is spliced from 5 exons.
UUAGUAAAAAUUGGCACAUUUUUAAAACUUUUUCCAUUCCAAUAUCUUUUUUUUUUUAUUUAAUAUAUCUUCAAAUGAUGAAAAUAAUCUUUAGUGCAGAAAGAAGCGCGUCUGUAGAAAUACGACCGUACAACACACUGUCCGUUACAUUUUUGUUUACCUUUCCCUCGAUGUUCAUUUUACGUCUACAUUUUAGUAUAUUUAAUGAGUUUCUUGAAAGCCAUUAUUCUAGAACCAUGUUCGCUCUCUCGCAGCGUAAGUAGAAAAGCUGUUGUUUGCAUUUUUUAAACAACUAAUUUCUACCUACAGCGAGAUUUUUUUACGAUAGAAUAAGAUAACGCGUUGUACACCGCAAUUGUGCAUCGUAAUCAUCUCUCAAUCGUUGAAAUUUUAAUCCUGUAUUCCAUGGAAAACUACUGUAAUUCUUGUUUUUAGUUGCAAUUGAUUGGUAAUUACUUUGCUACGGCUGCGUUUAGUCGGCGACCCUUGCGUGAUCAACUUGCCGCUCUAGAGUAGUUUCAGAAUCGUACGCAGCUUAUUGGCAUUGUGGUUCCUGGCUUUACGACAUUAACAGUGUCGACAAGUACUCCAAGUGACGUUUCGGAUAACGCAGAUGUCGAAUCACUGGCCAAACCUUAUAUAAUAGUGGAUAUAAACUGGUAUAUCGCCAUUCGUAUAUUUUGAUAUAAAAUUGUAAGAUGCUACAACGUGAUAGAAUGACAAACGCUGUUGCUCUUACGGUGCAAAUCGGUCUUCGAAGUAUCGGAUUUUGGCCCAAUACGCCGUGCGCGCUAUUGUUUCGUGCUUUUUGGAUAUUGACCAUCGGCAUAGUGCAGACUUGCCAAUACUGGUGGAUCAUUAUUCACUUUAGAACCGACAACAUGUUCUAUCUGAUGGAUGGUUUAAGUGUCGCUAUAGAGUACACCGUGAUGUCCCUGAAACUAAUUAUUUUAUGGUUGAAUAGUCGUAUAUUUUACGACGUCCUAGCUGCGAUGGCUGCAGAUUGGAGGGAAGCAGCCAUCAGCGAAAUGGACACCAUGAUGAGCAAGGCGAAUCUAUCGCGACGCUUUUCCAAAGUAAUCGUCGGGCUUCAUUCGAUAGCGGUGGUCUGUUUCGGCAUUGAGGUACUCGUAUCGGCCCACACCGACGAUUACGAUGUUGAUGGAAUGGAGACGCCUGUUCGCGCAUUUACAUUGAAGCUACAGCGCCCGUUGCAGUUUAACGAAUCGCCGCUGUACGAGAUCGUUGUGUGCCUGGAGUUUCUUCAUCAAUUGGCAUCUUCCACUGUGAGCGGCGUACUUAACUGCCUGCUCAUCACGUUAAUUCUCCAUACAAGUGGUCAGAUAGAGAUUUUAUGUGACGCCUUGAGGGAUAUCUCUUUUGAAAACAAAAAUGAACAGCUAGGCUUUUUUAUGAAGGAACUGAUCGUCAAGCAUCAGAAGAUUAUCAUCUUUUCAGACAAAAUUGAAAGAAUCUUUUCUUAUAUAGCGCUAAUCCAGUUCUUGUCGAGUACGUUACUGAUCUGCUGUGUAGGAUUCACGGUUAUAACAAGCAAAAUGAUUGGCGAUGCGGCGUACAAAUCACUCUGGUACGACUUUAAACCGAAUGAGAGCAAGUUCAUCCUGCUUAUAAUAUUGAGAUCACAAAGAAGACUUACCAUUACGGCUGGAAAGAUCAUGGACCUGUCUUUAGAAGGAUUCACGACUAUUAUGAAGGCUUCUGUUUCGUACAUAUCAGUAUUGCACGCGAUGUACUGAAAUAUUCAAAGAUAUGUCAUCGCGUUUAGAUUCUAGAUGGCCAUUAUGUGCUAUUAUAUCUAUAUAUAUAUAAAGAUAUUAGGAUUUCUUUUUAACGGUUCUUGUUUAUUGAUAUCUCUGUGAUGGACCGGCAAUAAUUAUGCAAAUUAAAUGUAGACGUAAUGUAUCAAUUUACCUUCCGCAGUUUAAUAAUAAAGUAUUUAGACAUUUC